AUGGACAACUACCGCACCAUCAACAUCGACGUCCUCGACCCGGAGUCCUCCUCCAACUUCCCCAUGGAAACCCUCCUCCCCGGCACCCUCCCGCCACCCCUCUCCUCCUCCGACGCCGCCGGUGUCGCCGGCCAAGUGCGCCAGCUGCUGCGCGGCGGGGACCCCGAGGGCGCGAUGCGGUACGUUCUGGACACGGCGCCGUUGGGCGGAGAUGAUCGCGCGAAGGAGGUACAUAUGGCGAGUGUGGUGGAGGUGCUGCAGGGGAUCCGGCAGGCGGAGAUGACCAGGGUUCUUGAAGGGGUGAUUGGGGGUGAGGGGGGGUCGGAGAGGGCGGAUUGUUUGAUGAAGUAUUUGUACAAGGGGUUUGAGUCGUCUGGAUCGAGCGGCGGUUCUCAGUCGCCGCGGAAGCUCUCUCCGCAAAGCACGGGGGGAGGAUUCUCGCAAAUUCAGACCCGGAAUUUCGGCGAGGGUGGUGGUGGUCAGCAGAUGAGCGUGCUGCUGAACUGGCAUGAGAAGCUUGUUGAACUUACCGGGCCUGGUGCGAUUGUUCGUGUCAUGACGGACCGGAGGACUGUCUAA
Messenger RNA from Aspergillus ruber CBS 135680, 579 nucleotides. RefSeq names its product actin-related protein 2/3 complex subunit 5 family protein. Gene Ontology annotation, cellular component: actin cytoskeleton; Arp2/3 protein complex; cytoplasm. Gene Ontology annotation, molecular function: actin filament binding. Gene Ontology annotation, biological process: regulation of actin filament polymerization; Arp2/3 complex-mediated actin nucleation. The record is from RefSeq and is a predicted model, not a curated record. Lineage: Eukaryota; Fungi; Ascomycota; Eurotiomycetes; Eurotiales; Aspergillaceae. The transcript is spliced from 2 exons. The coding region runs from base 1 to 579 and encodes 192 amino acids.